Molecule: messenger RNA, 1951 nt
Organism: Alexandromys fortis (reed vole)
Lineage: Eukaryota; Metazoa; Chordata; Mammalia; Rodentia; Cricetidae
Gene: Hsd17b14
Product: hydroxysteroid 17-beta dehydrogenase 14
Exons: 9
Coding region: 1-837 (278 amino acids)
Biological process (GO): steroid catabolic process
Cellular component (GO): cytosol
Molecular function (GO): estradiol 17-beta-dehydrogenase [NAD(P)+] activity
Source: RefSeq, a predicted model, not a curated record
AUGGCAGCUGUACCCCGAUACUCCGGGAAAGUGGUGGUGGUAACUGGGGGUGCUCGUGGCAUCGGGGCUGGGAUCGUGAGAGCCUUUGUUUUCUCCCUCUCUUUGUUGGCAGUGGACAGUGGAGCUCAAGUGGUUUUCUGUGACAAGGACGAGGCGGGGGGCCGGGCUCUGGAGCAGGAACUCUCGGGCACUGUCUUCGUCCGUUGUGAUGUGACUCAGGAAGGAGAUUUGCAGACUUUGAUUUCCGAGACCCUCUCUCGGUUUGGCCACCUAGAUUGUGUGGUGAACAAUGCCGGCUACCACCCACCUGCGCAGUGGCCUGAGGAGACUUCUGCCCAGGACUUUCGCCAGCUGCUGGAGCUGAACCUAUUGGGGACAUACACCCUGACCAAGCUUGCCCUCCCCCAUCUGCGGAAGUGCAGAGGCAACAUCAUCAACAUCUCCAGCCUGGUUGGGACCAUCGGCCAGUCCCAGGCAGUCACCUACGUGGCCACCAAGGGGGCAGUGACAGCCAUGACGAAAGCCCUGGCCUUGGAUGAGAGCAGAUAUGGUGUCCGUGUCAACUGCAUCUCCCCAGGGAACAUCUGGACUCCACUGUGGGAAGAGCUGGCGGCCUCCACCUCAGACCCCAGUGCCACCAUCCUAGAAGGCACCUUGGCCCAGCCCCUGGGCCGUAUGGGCCAGCCAGCUGAGGUGGGAGCUGCAGCUGUGUUCCUGGCCUCUGAAGCCACCUUCUGUACAGGGCUUGAGCUUCUUGUGACAGGGGGUGCAGAAUUGGGGUAUGGGCGCAAGUCUACUAGGAGCAGCCUCUUGGAAACCCCUAGUCUCCCACCCUAAUUCCCACUGACUAUUUCCUACCUAUCUCUUUCCCUUUCCUUUCUGUUUUUGUGUAGUACUGGAGAUUAAACCUAGGACUUUUUUUUUGUGCUAGACAGAGCUCCACCACUGAAUGAUUGGGGGUUCUAGGAAGGGGAUCUACCACUGAGCCACACCCCAGUGCCUCACUGGGGGUUCUAGGCAGAGCUCCACCACUGAAUGACACCGGGGUACCUCAUUGGGGCUUCUAGGCAGGGCUCCACCACUGACUGUCAGUUCACAAAGAAACUCAGGACUUCUCCUCAGUCAUACCUUGGUGUGAUCAUCAUUUCAUCCGCGAACCACAACCGCAGCCCCUCACUGGGGGAUUCUAGGCAGGGGCUCUACCACCGAGCCACACCUCUGGAACUUUAGAUCUUUACUGGGGGAUUCUAGUCAUAUGCUCUACCACUGUCCCAAACUCCUGCUUCUCACUACAAGUUGCCCCUCCCUCAACUAGCAUUUCCCCCCUCAAAUUUUUAACUGUACCCCCUAUCUCCCAGGGUUUGAAAGACCUGGAUAAAUCCAGACCCCCCCAAAAUAGAGCCAAAAAUCUAAGCAGGAAGAAAAGAGCCAAAAAUCUAGGUUAGCCGGAUCAGUAACUCUGUUUUAGGAACUAGCUGAAGAUAAAUUUAGAUUAUAAUCUUGAGAAACAGGGAGUUACCCCCUGGUGAUUAUCACUGGUAUUUUCGGGAUUUUUCAAUGAUCCCUGGUAUUUUUUUUUAAUAUUUAUUUCUUUAUUAUGUGUACAGCAUUCCUUCCAUGUGUGCCCACAAGCCAGAAGGGGGCACCAGGUCUCAUUAUAGAUGGCUGUGAGCCACCAUGUGGUUGCUGGGAAUUGAACUCAGGACCUCUGGAAGAGCAGUCAGUGCUCUUAACCACUGAGCCAUCUCUCCAGCCCAAUCCCUGGUAUUUUUGAAAUUUUCCAAUGACGACCUCCCUACCCCCUUUGGAUUACUGAGCUGUGGUUUCUUUCCUUAAAUACCCCUUCUCCCAGCUACUCGGGGUCGAACUCUCUACCCCUGCGUGGGAAAUGAGUUUCGGCCCAGUGCACUGGCUCCUGUUGUGUCAAUAAACCUCGUGUGAUUGCAGCAUG